AUGUUUCUGGUUCGGUGUCACCAAAGUGCUGCCGGCAGCUUGAUAGCAGCUUGUGGCGGCUGCGGGAUAGCAGACAGGACUUCAGUCCUUGCUGCGUCGGCCGCUCGGCGCGAGCCCGAUAGCCACGAGCGCUGCACAGGCAGCAAACACCAGCAUGAGCCUCUCUUCGCCGUGAAGCUCGGCGGGACGGUGCGGACGGGGUACGAGACCGUGGCGCCCGUCGUCAAGGAGCUGGAGAAGGAGCUGGGCGUCCCUGAGCGGUCGCUGGAGUUGGCGCUGGGAGUAGCCGGGUUGCUCUUCCUGGCGCUCUGCUUCUCCCGCUGCUGCUGCCGGCGGCGCGAGCCGCCUCACAAGCGGCUCGGAGAGUCCGACGAGGAGGAGGCGGGGGGCGGCAAGCCGAGUCCGCGGCGGCCGAAGCGCCGCUCAGAUGCCAUGCCGUUAUUGCCCUCAAACCGGUCCGCAGCGGAGCUGGAGCUGGAGGAGCAGGUGGCGGAGCUGGAGCGGCGCCUCCCCGUGAGCAAGGCCACAGAACUGGCGGAGCAGGUGGCGCACACAAACCGUCCCGCAGCGGAGCUGGAGCUGGCGGAGCAGGUGGCGGAGCUGGAGCGGCGCCUCUCCGUGAGCAAGGCCACAGAACUGGCGGAGCAGGUGGCGCACACAAACCGGUCCGCAGCGGAGCUGGAGCUGGAGGAGCAGGUGGAGGAGCUGGAGCGGCGCCUCUCCGUGAGCAAGGCCACAGAACUGGCGGAGCAGGUGGCGCACACAAACCGGUCCGCAGCGGAGCUGGAGCUGGAGGAGCAGGUGGAGGAGCUGGAGCGGCGCCUCUCCGUGAGCAAGGCCACAGAACUGGCGGAGCAGGUGGCGCACACAAACCGGUCCGCAGCGGAGCUGGAGCUGGAGGAGCAGGUGGAGGAGCUGGAGCGGCGCCUCUCCGUGAGCAAGGCCACAGAACUGGCGGAGCAGGUGGCGCACACAAACCGUCCCGCAGCGGAGCUGGAGCUGGCGGAGCAGGUGGCGGAGCUGGAGCGGCGCCUCUCCGUGAGCAAGGCCACAGAACUGGCGGAGCAGGUGGCGCACACAAACCGGUCCGCAGCGGAGCUGGAGCUGGAGGAGCAGGUGGCGGAGCUGGAGCGGCGCCUCUCCGUGAGCAAGGCCACAGAACUGGCGGAGCAGGUGGCGCACACAAACCGGUCCGCAGCGGAGCUGGAGCUGGAGGAGCAGGUGGAGGAGCUGGAGCGGCGCCUCUCCAGAGCAAUACGGGUACGGUACGUUGCCGUCGAUUGGCGGCACGGAGGAUAUGUCGCUCUAUCGGCCGACUACACGAAGGAGCGCGUCGCUGCCAUCCUCGCGGGCACGGACGCUGCGGGCGCGGGCGCGGGAGUGGAGGAGGCGCUCAAUUGCUGGGAGGAGGGUGCGUACGAAGCGGAGACGCUGGAGACGCUCGCCGAGUUCGGCGAUUGA
This is a messenger RNA of Emiliania huxleyi CCMP1516, 1461 nucleotides long. RefSeq lists its product as hypothetical. The record is from RefSeq and is a predicted model, not a curated record. Lineage: Eukaryota; Haptophyta; Isochrysidales; Noelaerhabdaceae. The transcript has 4 exons. The coding region runs from base 1 to 1461 and encodes 486 amino acids.